AUGUGCGCUGCGUGCAUCUGAAACAACGUUACACUCUCGAUUUCUUACAGUCUCCUAACUUUUGUUCUUUUGAGUCCUAGGGGCUCAGAUCACUUAUAGAGCGCAACCACCUUUCUCCUACCCUCCCACUUUGUUUCUCCCUUCUUCUCACCCUUCUUUCUUUUUCUUCAUUCUGUUCUCUCGCGGAAGGACAAUCGUUGUUUCCUUUUCUUCUUCUUCUUCUUCUUCUUUUUUUUUUUGGCGAUUUUGUGUGUGUGUUUGUUGUUCCUUCGCUUCGGACAGAAAAUUCAAAGGUGGGAAAACAAGGGGAUAUUUAAUGAAUUCGUUGGUGAAGUGCAGAGGUGAAGACGUAAAGUCUGAGGAGCCUGGUCCUGCAGAUUUUGAACGAGCAAUAACUCAUUCUGGCUAUGGAAAGUUCAAUUAUUUAUUGCUGUUGGCCGUGUUGCCCGCCAGUUUCUCCAGCAUUUUCUCAUCGUCGGCGAUGUCGUACGUGUUACCAUCGGCCGAAUGCGACCUGAAUCUCACCAUGUUCGACAAGGGUCUACUCAACUCGAUGACGUUCGCAGGUAUGAUCAGCACCUCAUUUUUCUGGGGAUUCAUGACCGACACGUUUGGUCGUAAGAAGAUAAUGUUUUAUGGUUACAUGUUCACCGGAAUAAUGAGCCUGGCAACAUGUUUCUCGCAUACAUCGUGGCUAUUAAUUUCGUUCAAGUUCCUCGAUGGCGUUAUCAUAUCCGGUCCAUACGCCGCACUUAUGUCUUAUUUGGCAGAAAUACAUAAUGAUACGCAUCGAUCUCGUACCUACAUGUGGCUAGGAGUGUUUUUCUCCCUUGGGAACAUUUCUCUACCAUGUAUCGCGUGGUUGAUCAUACCACAAAAAUGGACGAUUAACACCGGAAGCGGGGCUAUGGAGAUCAAUUCGUGGCGUGUGUUCUUGGCAAUCUGUUCGCUACCGGAGUUUCUUGCCUGCAUAGCGUUAUUCGCGUUCCCCGAGAGCCCGCGUUUUCUCUUACUGAAAGGCAGAAGGCAAGAGGCACUCGAGGUUUUCAAGAAGAUAUACUCGGUGAAUACCGGCAAGAAUCGAGACACAUAUCCGAUAAAGGACAUCGAGGACGAGUAUUCCGUGAAAUCGGCGCGUGACAAUAUAAAGGACGAAUUACGUUCCUGUUGGCAACAGAUCAGACCACUCUUUCUGUCGCCGAACAUCUUCAAACUCAUCGCGAUAGGCAUGAUUCAACUGGGUGCCACGAUAGGAUCAAAUUCGAUCAGACUAUGGAUGCCACAAUUAUUCACAAUGAUGGAACAAUUCAAGAACGAUGAUCUAAAACAUGAAUAUUCGAGCUCUCAGCCACGCUUCUGUUACAUGUUAGGCCAACAAGGAACUAGUUAUAAUUCCUCAACAAGCUUCAUAAACGAAACAUUAAACGUUGCCCACACAUGCGUACCGGCGGAAUUGAACUCAAAGGUAUUUAUUAAUUCUAUCGUAAUUGCGACUACCAGUGUAGUAGGAUAUACCUUGGCGGGCACACUCAUUACCGUAGUGGGAAAGAAGAAACUUAUUGCAACUUGUUUCAUAGUAGCAGCUGCUUGCUGCGCUUCACUUUACUGGGCUGAGCAUACUAACAGUAUUCUCGGUUUAUGUUCGGUUUUUGUAGCAAUGUCGAGUAUAGGCGGUGCCUGUGUGAUAAAUGUUAUCGUUGAUAAUUUCCCUACGUGCUUAAGGACUAUGGCAGUUAGUCUGACUAUGAUGGUCGGCAGGAUCGGAGCGGUUCUAGGUAAUUUACUAUUUCCAGUGUUGUUUGACUUAACCUGCCUGGGACCAUUCAUUAUGAUUGGCUCCGCUUCUCUAGUAUCGGCGUUACUAGUGACCAUUCUUCCUCGAAAAAAAACACAGAAUAAUAAACCAAAGCAAACUGCCUAACGAUAAUCUGUACGAAUAAAACUGUAAUGAACUAACAAGAACUGAAAGAAGCGCUUGUAAAUAUAUAUACCUUGUCUCUG
Messenger RNA from Frieseomelitta varia, 2001 nucleotides. Its product is annotated as synaptic vesicle glycoprotein 2B-like. Gene Ontology annotation, molecular function: transmembrane transporter activity. The record is from RefSeq and is a predicted model, not a curated record. The transcript is spliced from 12 exons. Gene Ontology annotation, cellular component: membrane. Gene Ontology annotation, biological process: transmembrane transport. Lineage: Eukaryota; Metazoa; Arthropoda; Insecta; Hymenoptera; Apidae. Bases 317 to 1921 code for a protein of 534 amino acids.